AUGUCCUUGGAGUCCGGCCCUGGUAUCCACAAGGCCACAUUUGACACGAACGAAUACGUCUACCUCCAGCCAGUCCAUUACGACCCGAUCCAUGAUUUUGCCUUCUUCCGCUAUGACCCUGCAGCAUUGAAGCACACCCAGCCGAAGGCAAUAAGGCUGUUUCCCGACGGUGCUAGACCUGGUGUUCCAUUCCAGCUCAUUGGCAAUGCAGCCGGGGAGAAGAUGACGGUGUGCGCAGGCACACUAUCCCAGGUCAACCGGAAUCCGCCUAUUCUAACUGACGGCUAUGACGUAAACACCUUUUAUUGCCAGGCAUCAACCACUUCUACAGGUGGUGUCUCUGGCUCGCCGCUCUUGGACAUCGGCGGCAAUGCCAUAGCGCUGAGUGCAGCAGUAUCUCGCGAGUGGUGUAUUCGCUCGGAGUAUGUGAGGCGUGGCGAACGCACCCCCCGCGGGACUAUCCAGACAGCGUUUCUAUUCGAGUCGUACCAGGAGGCGCAGCGUCUGGGACUGCCAGAGCAGGAAAUCGAAGAGUCUCGCCUGGCCAACCCCAAGUCGGAGGGCAUGAUAGUUGUUGACAAGGUUCUGCACAAGGGCCCUGCAGACGGGGCCUUGGAAGUCGGCGACAUUGUCAUUGACAUGGACGGCAAGCCCAUCUGCGAUUUCGUUGGCUUGGAGUCGGUGCUGGAUGCCAGCGUUGGCUGCACUGUUGAGUUUGUCGUCUGGCGCAAGGGCAAGCUGGUUCCUGUCACUGUUUGUGUGCAAGACAUGUAUGACGCCACACCUACCCGGCUACUCCACUUUGCACUGGCUACGCUUCAUGACAUGUCCCUUUCGCUGGCUCUAAGCCAUUCGUCUGUGCUCACCGGGGUUUUUAUUGCAGGAAGCACUACCAUGUUCCUUGCCCACUUAAACGGGACUCCCACACCGAAUCUCACGGCACUCUUGGAUGCAUUCCGUUCUGCUCCGGGUGGCCAACACGUGGUAAUGAAGGUUGCUAAUUAUCAGAACACACUCGACUAUGUUGUGGCUACGACGAGCCUGGCCGAGAACAUGGGUCCUGUUAGACUGUUUACAUGGAGCAUGGAGAGCGGAUUCUGGUCGGUGGAAGACGUCGAGAUGCGAUGCAAGGAGGCUGGCAGCAAUGCUUCAGAGGCUGCGCUAUUGCUACCAACAGCUGAUGUUAUCCCGCGUGCCCUGUCAAGCGCCCACGCCAAUCUGCACAGUGUUUGGAGGAGCAUAGUCCGUAUUACCUCAGCAGCAUGUCUCCCUGCUGAUAACUGCAGUGGGGGAGCCGCGUCAGAUACAGGGUUCGUGCUUGACAGGUUGGCUGGCAUCGUCGUGUGCAGUGCCAGCGCAUUCCACGGAUCGGCAGCAAAUGUGCUGAUUACCAUACGCAACACCCUUCAGGUGUCUGCAACGGUUGUCUAUGUCCAUCCGCUGUACCCAUUGAUCCUCCUCAAGUACGACCCUUCUGAUCUCGGCCCCGCUGCAGAUGCCCUGGUUUCCGAUCUUCCAGUCGACACUAAGUACUGGUGCGGGGAAAGCCGCCUCACGGUUGGCCAGGAGAUCACGGUUCUUGGCACCAAUCCGUUUAUGCAGCCCCAGGUCUUCUACAGUCGGAUUGUUGACCGGUAUCUCUACGAGGGCGAUAAAUCCUGCAAGGAACAUGACGCUACCACCUCCUCGGGUGCCAUUUGCAAUUCGGACGGCCAUGUACUCGGCCUCUGGAUCCAGCUACCGCUUUGCUACAAGGACCACCAUCCGAAGGUAUUCACUGGUGUUGAUCUGGUUCAUAUCAGCAAGCUCGCUGAGAGGAUGAGAUCCAGCAGCGAGUAUCCAGACAUUGUACGGACGCUGAAUGCCCGUCUUUCCAGGAUCUCGCUGGCCGAAGCCAGAGGAUACGGGCUUUCUGACAAAUGGGUUGCGCGAAUCCUGGCAGUUGCAGACUGCGAAAGCUCUGUGUUCCUGGUCAAGCAGCUGGACAUUCCGGGUGCGGUGGAGGCGCCGGGCGUUGAAGUUGGCGACAUAAUCCUGAGUGUUGGCAACAAUCUUGUUCGCCGGAUCGAUGAUGUUGCCAUUUCUGGCCAGGAGAUAGCUGUCGCUGUCAGCACCACCCAUCCUUGCGAGACCAAUACUCGCCGCUACUUGUACUGGGCAGGGCUGUUCAUUCAGGAGCCAUAUGUGUCUGCGUACCGCUCAUCAGCCUCGAUCCCGUCGACAGCUUUCACGUCGUUUUAUAAAUGCGGUUCGCCAGGCGAGAAUGUGGCCGUUAGCAGUGGUGGUUUCAUCACCGAGCUCAACAACGAGGCAGUUGAAACCAUCGACGACCUUAUCAGGAUCAUCCGCACGCUGACCCCGUUGCAGCCGACAGGACUUGGCAGACGUGUCACUACGGUUCCUGGGUGUGAUGUCAAGCUCAAACUGGUCGACAUUAGAGGCCAGGUCUUUGUCCGCAAGUUCCGCACUGACGACCACUACAUGCCUGGCUGGCAUAUGAAGCGCGGUGGUGGCAUUGACGCCAAGUGGGUGCUAGAGAGCUUUUAG
This is a messenger RNA of Linderina pennispora, 2547 nucleotides long. RefSeq lists its product as uncharacterized. Gene Ontology annotation, molecular function: protein binding. NCBI's taxonomy places the organism in Eukaryota, Fungi, Kickxellomycota, Kickxellomycetes, Kickxellales, Kickxellaceae. The transcript has 6 exons. The record is from RefSeq and is a predicted model, not a curated record. Bases 1 to 2547 code for a protein of 848 amino acids.